CUGCUUUCUCUGGCAUCACGUACAAAAAGUGGCCAAGCCAUUUUAUUCUUGUCAAGAACGGUUGAAGUAUAUCAAACGUUUUAAAAGCUGUUGCAGACAAGGCAACAAUUAAUAGCACCGAAAUGUUUCGAAGGCCACUUAUCUGCACCACAAAAGGACUAAAAAAAUACGCCAUUUGGCUCAUUGGAAUAGGAUUCGUUGGCACUUGUGUACUUCACUAUACCUCUCAGCAGUUUGAUAUCAAUAAAAUUAAACUGAGCGAACUCAAUUUCAUCUCAGAUGGCAUCCCACCAGAAAGAAAUGAAAUCCCGAUCGACUUUAUCGAUAACAAAUAUUCUGGCAAUUCAAAAACGAUCUUGUUCUGGACGACUUUUUUUGGCGGGCACGUCUGGAGUAAAUUAAAAAUGGAUUUGAAUGAGGAAUGUCCCUCUCAUAACUGUCGGCUAGUCACCGAUCGACGCCUGUUGAACGAAAGCGACGCUGUAAUGUUUCACUUUUGGAAUGACAAGUUGGACCAGAUACCAACAUAUCGCAGACCAGAUCAGCGUUACGUUUAUUUAAAUUUUGAAUCUCCCACUCGCAGUCGAAAUCAUUUCCCUUGGAAAAAGAUUCCCCGUGACUUCUUCAAUUGGACGGCCACUUAUCGACUCGACUCCGAUCUUUUUGGCAAUAUGUUUUAUGGCUUUAAAUUUGAGCGAAAAGAAUCCGCCCAACCGAGAAGUGACGAUUUGACUAAUUACUACGGCAUCAACAUUACGGCCAAGACGAAACUGGCGGCUUGGUUUGUUAGCAACUGCAAAACAUCGGUCAAUCGGGAGGGCUACGUCCGUGAACUUCGCCGCCACAUCCCAGUCGACGUCUAUGGCAAGUGUCUAGAGAAUCACAAGUCCUGUCCGAGAGAGAAAGAGCCCGAAAAAGAGCCACUGUCGAAAAUCAAGACCAAGUGCGAAAUUAUGCUUGAGCGGGAUUACCUUUUCUACCUGAGCUUUGAAAAUACUUUUUGUCCGGAUUAUGUCACAGAAAAAUUUUACAGAACUUUUCAAACGGGAACUAUUCCGGUUGUGUUUGGAGGAGCAAAUUAUUCCUUGUUCGCUCCGCCGCACUCUUACAUCAAUGCUCGUGAUUUCCAGACGCCCAGACAGCUGGCGGAUUAUUUACUCGAACUGAGCCAGAACCCCGAACAAUAUUCGAAAUACUUUGAUUGGAGAGGGGAGUUCAAUUUAAAGCGAGAUUCCGGGUGGUGCAAACUCUGCGAAAUGCUCAACGAGCCCAUUGUUGAAAGAAAAAGUUACCCACUCAUUGAGGAAUGGUUUUUUGAUAAAUAUCCUUGUGAGAAUUACCACUGGACUCCAAACACAAUAAAUUAAUUGGCCGUGUUGAA
This is a messenger RNA of Daphnia pulex (common water flea), 1381 nucleotides long. Its product is annotated as alpha-(1,3)-fucosyltransferase C-like. Gene Ontology annotation, molecular function: alpha-(1->3)-fucosyltransferase activity. Lineage: Eukaryota; Metazoa; Arthropoda; Branchiopoda; Diplostraca; Daphniidae. The transcript has 3 exons. The record is from RefSeq and is a predicted model, not a curated record. Gene Ontology annotation, cellular component: membrane. Bases 123 to 1367 code for a protein of 414 amino acids.